This is a messenger RNA of Scleropages formosus (Asian bonytongue), 662 nucleotides long. It is a transcript of the gene cdc26, whose product is annotated as cell division cycle 26 homolog. NCBI's taxonomy places the organism in Eukaryota, Metazoa, Chordata, Actinopteri, Osteoglossiformes, Osteoglossidae. Gene Ontology annotation, biological process: protein K11-linked ubiquitination; regulation of mitotic cell cycle; anaphase-promoting complex-dependent catabolic process. The record is from RefSeq and is a predicted model, not a curated record. The transcript has 3 exons. Gene Ontology annotation, cellular component: anaphase-promoting complex. Bases 116 to 382 code for a protein of 88 amino acids.
GCAAGGGGAGGAGUUCGUUUCAUGGCGCUUCGCUGGCAGCGGUUUUCGAAAGCUGUCAAUCAACUGCUAAGCUGUGCCAGGUGCCAUAAGAACAUCGCCGAGGGCCCGAGUUACAAUGCUGCGUCGCAAGCCGACCCGCCUGGAGCUGAAGCUCGAUGACAUUGAUGAGUUUGAAAGUGUCAGGAAGGAGCUUGAGAGCCGAAAAAAACAGCGAGACGAGGUGGACGUUGUGGGUGUGGCAACAGCAGGUGAAAUGGGAGGGGCCACAGGUGGAGGCAGCGAUGCGAAAACUCGAGAGCAGAUGAUCAAUGAGCGCAUUGGUUACAAACCACACCCAAAGCCAAACACCUUGCCGUCGCUCUUCGGAAAUCUGCAGUUUUAGGUGCUUUAUGGACAGCGUUGAACAGCAGCAGCCUUUCCCUUUCUUUGGGCACAUAGCCUGGACUCUUCUGUUCUAUUGCCAACAAAACAAGCAGGAUGUGGGAGCAGCGCUGGGGUGGUAUUUGAAUGUCAACUUCCUCUGUUUUAAUCCUGUUUUUCUUGUCAGUGUGAGUAGUUAGAAUUGACCAAGAGUCUGGGUGUUCUGGAUUGUCACAAAACCCAGCAAUGCACAGUGAAUGUACAUAUGUCAGACUUUCAUGUUUUUAAAUUAUUAAAACAAA